AAAAACACAAAAGAAACAUGGCUGGAUGGCUGGGUAUAUAUAUUGUGAUAUUCACCCACGCAUCUCUUCCACAAGGUAUCAUGAGUUCUAAGGUCAAUAGAGGUCUACUCCUUGGUCUUCUUCUACUUACUGCCCUAUCUCUUGCAUGGAGCUUGUUUUUCACAGAUGAGAACAUGAAGAAGUUAACUGAAGCAAGAGAUGGAAAAGAAUUGUUUGGAGUAGACUUAUACCAGCGCAGUCUCAGUCCGUUUAAAGUACCUGGUGGUGCGUUUAAAGAACCUGCACCACCACCACCGCGACCUCAUGGAUCGCCAGGCCACAAUCCUUCCCCCUAGUGGGCAAAUGGCAGCGUCAAAAUAGUAUGUGUAAUUGUCAUUUUGGUUCACUUCGAAGAUUACAACCAACUCUAGGGAAUGUGAGUUAUUACCAUGUUUGGUUUGUUAUUUAUGCAACACAAACACAAUAUGGGAAUGUAAGAUUUUAAUUAAGUACACAUUUGGUACAUUUUUGAGAAGAAGGACAUUGAAACUUUAUUAAUGAAGAAAAUUAGCCAUGAUCGGCUACAAGAAUAUCUUAAAGGUGA
Molecule: messenger RNA, 583 nt
Organism: Quercus robur (English oak)
Lineage: Eukaryota; Viridiplantae; Streptophyta; Magnoliopsida; Fagales; Fagaceae
Exons: 2
Coding region: 18-335 (105 amino acids)
Source: RefSeq, a predicted model, not a curated record